AUGGUCUACUACGCACUUCUCAAAUAUCACCCCACGGAGCACAUUUCCCGAUAUCUCCUCGCCGCUCCCAAUGCUGAAACCAUUGAUGAGUGGUGGCGUGAGGUCUCCUCGAAACACGAUCAGGUCAAGCGCCUGGCUCCCGAUUAUUACUCCUUCGGCGCCGGGCCGGCGGCGUACGACCUUGCUCCGUCGUUCGUAAACAAGAUCAUGUUCACUCUGUUGAAUGAUCGUGAUGCCCGAAUCAUGUCGACCUUCGGUCAACCCGAAAGGACUGAUGUUGUAAGCGGUGAAGCAUACUACAUCCGAUCCAAAUCCAACCCAGAGCUCUAUUGGCUUGCAAAGGGUGGCUUGAUCUACGCUACCAAGCUAGGCCGCACCCGCUUCAUCUUCCGUCUCGCUGGAGAGCAGAAUAGCGACAAAAACAGGACUGUUCUUAUCGGCAAAGACUUCAUCUCCAUCAGUGCUGUCGGGGGGAAUAACCAGAAAUAUGUCGGCGUCAAUGACGAAGGCGAGCUGACUCUGAGCGGACACAGCUGUCGCAUGUACUAUAGCGAUCUCAAGAAGAACUUUCUUGCUCAGGGAGAGACUGGCACCUCUGAAAGUGUUCAGAUCACCAAGUCGGAUGGCUAUGGAGAGGAGUGGGAGCUUGUCAGAUAG
Messenger RNA from Fusarium redolens, 657 nucleotides. RefSeq lists its product as uncharacterized. The coding region runs from base 1 to 657 and encodes 218 amino acids. The record is from RefSeq and is a predicted model, not a curated record. NCBI's taxonomy places the organism in Eukaryota, Fungi, Ascomycota, Sordariomycetes, Hypocreales, Nectriaceae. The transcript has 3 exons.